ACACAACCCUCACACAACCCUUCUCCAGCUGCAUAACAACAUGUACCCGGACCCUCUCCUGCCUCCACAAACGCCACUGCGGUCGCUCCAGUUUGAUUCACAUCUGAGUUCACAUUGGGACUGAGGUGCAGCAACACCUGAUUCAAGCUGAAUAUUUUUUUUCCAACUGUAUCAAAAUAAGAUCAGCUUGAGAUUUAUUUUAUUAUCCUGUGAGAGAGUUCUACCAGAAGAUUCCGGGCCGGGACUUUGGGCUCGCUGCUCCGUUGGACCGUAAGUUCUGUCUGGGAGCUGAGCACGAGGCUGUCCAGCCACCGGUGGAUGCAGAAGACGGACGUCACCAUGUGGAUCCCCACCCCCAGCAUGACCGUCCCGCAGCGCGUGGUGCUGUACGCCGCGGCGGGCCUGGCGCUGGUCAACACCCUGGGCUUCCUGGUGCUGUUGGUGCAGCUGAACCAGCAAGGGGUCCGCCUGGAUCGGACGGAGAGCCGGCUGGCGCUGGUGGAGCAGAGCUCCGUGGUGGAGUUCCUCCAGGAGGUGCCCAGGAGAGGUGCGUCGCUGCAGGGGGCACCGACGCGGGGGGAGCAAGCCCAGUACUCCAGGAACAAGAGGAGUCAGGAGGGGGAGAAGGAGGAGAUGAUGGAGACGACGGAACCCACCCAGGACGACACACUGGACCUGGGCCAUCAACAGCACCACCACCACAGUCAGGAGGAGCUGCUGGUCCAGGAAGCAGGGGAGGACUUUGGGAGGAAGGUGAUGAGCGAGGGCAAGGGCAAGCACAAGCAGCGUCACCAUGGACACCACAAGGUGGAGGUUCAGGACGACAUGAUGACGAUGAUGACCUACUCCAUGGUCCCGAUCAAACUGCUCAUUGAUAUUUGCAACAGCACUAAGGGAGUAUGCAUCGCAGGACCGCCAGGGCCUCCAGGGCUGCCCGGUCGGGACGGGCUGCCGGGCCACAAUGGGACUGAUGGCAUCCCAGGCCUGAAUGGAGUGCCCGGGGCCGACGGGAAACGUGGCAAAAGAGGUGACCCAGGUGAAGCAGGCCAACCAGGGGAUGCAGGCCCGCCAGGUGAUGCAGGCCCGCCAGGUGAUGCAGGCCUGCCAGGUGAAGCCGGGGCACCGGGUGAAGGAGGAGAGCCGGGACUGCAGGGCUCCCCUGGAGAGAAGGCCGCAGCCUCCAAUGAAGUCAUGCUCGAAGGUCCCCAAGGGCCCCCCGGUCCUCCGGGGACCCCGGGACCCAUGGGGCCCCCAGGUCCUGCCGGCCCCCAGGGGCCCCCCAGAACCAAGAGUCAGCGACCCCAUCAGCACGCUUCACAGACCAUGGAUCCACUGCAUGCCGUGCCCAACGACGAGAACGCGCACAGAAAAUUGAGUGAGACGCCAGCUCCAAAGAAGGAGUGCCUGAUCAAAUCACUGAUCAACCCCAGGAACGUGAUCAAGAUGACGAAAACGUUCGGCACGUGGAUGAAAGACACGGCCCGGCCCAACGACGAGCGCAUUUGGGUGGCCGAACACUUCUCAGGCCGCGUGGUAAUGGAGUAUAAAACCGGCGGAUCCUUCCAGAACCACAGCAGUGAGGUGAUUGAUUUGAAGAAGUUCUACCAGGGCUGCGGCCACAUGGUCCACAACGGAUCCUUGUAUUUUCACAUCGCCGGGACCUCAAACAUCGGCAGAUUCGACCUGUUGACCAAGAAGCCAACAGGUCACCUGUCCAUUAACAACGCCAUGCACCACAGCCUCUCCUACCUGCUGGCCAACUCCAAGACCUACUUCAAAGUGGCGGUGGACGAGAACGGCAUGUGGCUGAUCUUCGCGUCGAGCGUGGACGAGAGCAUCAUGGUGGCUCAGCUGGACCAGAAGACCUUCUCCGUCACGUCCUACAUCAACACCACCUACCCGCGCACCAAGGCCGGCAACGCCUUCAUCACCUGCGGCGUCCUCUACGUCACCGACACCAAGGACACCAGGGUCAGCUUCGCCUUCGACCUGCUGAAGGGGAAGCCGGUCAACGUGACCUUUGACCUGAGGUCUCCCGGGGGCGUGCUGGCCAUGCUCUCCUACAGCCCCAAAGAACGCCUCCUGUACGCGUGGGACCACAGCCACGUGCGGCUCUACGUGGUUCACUUCCUGUCUGACGACUGAGUAUGUCUAUGUAUAAUGUAUGUAUUUAUAUCGUAUAUACACCGCGCACAAACAGGUACUCGAACAAUCAUGAUCACGUGUUCUUUCCAUGGGACGUAAGCAUGUUUUUAAAAGCUUUGGCUGACUGCUGCCAUAUCUUUUUAUUGUUGUCCUAUUUUCUAGGCGUCAUCCGUAAGACUUAAGUAUACGAGAGCUCAAAUGUAUGUUUUUACUAAGGUUUGCAAUACAAAUAAGUUGUAUAAUAUGGUUCGAUUUUAAUAUUAUUUGAUUGGGAAUCCAAGCAUUCAUUCCGUAUUUAUUUAUUGUGGUUCAUUGUUAAACUGAACAUUUGUGCUGUAUUUAUUCCCUGCUCUUGCGUUGGAUAAGAAACCAUGAACCACAUAAUAUUGUGAAAGCGCUUUGUUGUCAUUUAUGAGAAUUUCAACUUACUUCCUGGUUUCAAUGUAGUUUCUUGUGCACGAUUUUUCCUCAUCUAUAAAUUGCAUGUGAAUCAAAUAGAAUAGAACGUAAUUCCAGAACCUUCCAAUACUUUGGUUCAGACAAAAUGUCCCCAGCCUUGCAGUGAUGACCACAAGUAGUGACAGCAAACCAAAAGACCAAAGCAGCAUAAAAAUCAACCCGAUGAAAUCAAAAUAAUUUAUUAACCUUACAAAGGCAGCAGUCUGACAACGGCGGUUCUCCCACAAGCCUCCAGACUCAAGUGCUCUGGGGUCUCCCUACGUUGUUGGCCUCAUACUUGCAUUAGGUGUAGCCUACACACAUCCACACAUACAGACACACACACACACACACAUGCAUACAUCAUACAAAACCACACGCAACAGCACACACUAUUUGGACCACUAUUGAAACACAUAGAUGCAUACAGUACACAUGGCGGGCGAUGGUGGGAGAGAAACACAAAUCCUUUUAAUAAAUACCACACAUACACUUAACAAAAGGUACAUCUAUUCCAGCUGGUAUGUUCAAAAUAAAGAAAACAUUUUUAUGUUUGUACAAGCUGUUGUGGUACUUCAUAUAUAUAUAUUUAUUUAUAUUUAUAUACUUUAUAUUAAAACUAUUUCAAACUUCUCACUACUCUGCCAAAUAAAGCCAGACAUUCAUUUGUA
Gadus morhua (Atlantic cod) is the source of this 3254-nucleotide messenger RNA. It is a transcript of the gene gldn, whose product is annotated as gliomedin. Lineage: Eukaryota; Metazoa; Chordata; Actinopteri; Gadiformes; Gadidae. Bases 319 to 2145 code for a protein of 608 amino acids. Gene Ontology annotation, biological process: signal transduction. Gene Ontology annotation, cellular component: cell surface. The record is from RefSeq and is a predicted model, not a curated record. The transcript is spliced from 10 exons.